UAAGUCAAUGGAAUAACGAAUACACCUAGAUUUGUAUGGAUUUUAAAAAGUCUUGAACCAAUACACCAAGACUUUUAAAAUCCAUAGAAAUCCAUCAAAUUCCACAACGAAUAUAUUCCCUUUAACCUUGCACACACACCACAUACAAAUGCCAUAUAUUCGCCAUCUCUAUCUACAACAUAAACACCACUAUACCCCCAAUUGCGGCAACGCCUCCGCCACGCUCUCCUCCGCCUCCCGGUGAACCCUCAUUCACCUGCUCUCGCUCCCUCGCCAUUCCCUUCUUCCUCCGCUCCAAUCCCGCCGCGUCCACACGGCGUCGUUUCUCUCCGUUUCUAGGCGGGCCAAAAGCAAGAAGGGCGGCGAUUCUAGGAACGGCGACAACGUCGUUUUUCCAAUCUGUAGUGCAACGAUGCCCUUAGCAUUACAACCUGCUGCAAAAACGAUGGCGACAAAUUAAUGGGAUUGUGUUUAUUCUUCUUUGUUUUUGGAGCUGUAUAAAUUUGUUAUUUAAUUUGGGCUUCUCAGUUUAUAAGUACAUCGGGCCUAUUAUUAGCUGCGGCCCACAUUAUUCGAAUAUACGUAAAAGCUUGGCCUCAUAUCUAGGGUUUAGAAUCCCUCUCAUCAGCUGCUGCAGUUUCUUCAUCACCCUAUCUCUCUUCCACCACCGAAUUAGCUCAGCAGUCAUGAUUAUUUCGGAGAAGAACAGGAGAGAGAUCUCCAAGUACCUCUUUCAAGAGGGCGUGUGCUAUGCGAAGAAGGAUUUCAACCUAGCUAAGCACCCCGAGAUCGAUGUCCCAAAUCUGCAGGUGAUUAAGCUUAUGCAGAGCUUCAAGUCGAAAGAGUACGUGCGUGAGACCUUUGCUUGGAUGCACUACUAUUGGUAUCUGACAAAUGAUGGAAUUGAAUUCCUCCGCACAUACCUCAACCUUCCAUCAGAGAUCGUGCCCGCUACACUCAAGAAGUCGGCCAAGCCCCUCGGCCGACCCAUGGGUGGCCCCCCUGGCGAUCGCCCUCGUGGACCUCCAAGAUUUGAUGGUGACAGACCCCGUUUUGGUGAUCGGGAUGGAUACCGUGGUGGACAAAGAGGACCACCUGGUGAAUUUGGUGGGGAAAAAGGUGGGGCUCCGGCUGACUUCCAACCUUCAUUCAGGGGUGGUAAUGGCGGCGGUCGUCCUGGUUUUGGGCGAGGUGCGGGUGGCUUUGGUGGAUCACCUUCAUCCUAAACUUCCCCUUGUUGUCUAUUGCCUAGUUUUUUGAUAGGAUUUUGAGAGUUGGAAUUAUGUCAAACUAGAACUUCUAUUUUGCAUGGGAAUAUAUCCAUUGUUCUAUUUUUUCGGAUAUCAUAUAUCUUGGUUUACGUUA
This is a messenger RNA of Salvia miltiorrhiza (redroot sage), 1365 nucleotides long. Its product is annotated as 40S ribosomal protein S10-1-like. Gene Ontology annotation, cellular component: cytosolic small ribosomal subunit. Bases 687 to 1226 code for a protein of 179 amino acids. NCBI's taxonomy places the organism in Eukaryota, Viridiplantae, Streptophyta, Magnoliopsida, Lamiales, Lamiaceae. The transcript is spliced from 5 exons. The record is from RefSeq and is a predicted model, not a curated record. Gene Ontology annotation, molecular function: RNA binding; structural constituent of ribosome.